GAGGAGAAGCCCCUGCCCCCAGUCCUGGACUUGGCCUUCCCGCUUCUGGUCCAUGAUGGAGACACUGUCGCAGGAUUCUCUGCUGGAAUGCCAGAUCUGCUUCAACUACUAUAGCCCGCGGCGCAGGCCCAAGCUGCUGGACUGCAAGCACACCUGCUGCUCGGUGUGCCUCCAGCAGAUGAGGACAAGCCAGAAGGAUGUGCGCUGCCCCUGGUGCCGUGGCAUCACCAAGCUACCCCCGGGCUUCUCCGUGUCACAGCUCCCCGACGACCCCGAGGUCCUCGCUGUCAUCGCCAUCCCGCACACCUCAGAACACACCCCGGUCUUCAUCAAACUCCCCAGCAAUGGGUGCUACAUGCUGCCCCUGCCCAUCUCCAAGGAGCGCACACUGCUGCCCGGAGACAUGGGCUGCCGGCUGCUGCCUGGGAAUCAGCAGAAGUCGGUGGCUGUGGUGACCAUCCCCACCGAGCAACAGCCUCUGCAAGGGGGGGCGCCCCUGGAGGCCACAGAGGAGGAGCAAGACAGGCGGGGCGUGGUGAAAAGCUCCACCUGGUCCGGGGUGUGCACUGUGAUCUUGGUGGCCUGUGUCUUGGUCUUCCUUCUUGGCAUUGUGCUUCACAACAUGUCCUGCAUUUCUAAGCGCUUCACUGUGAUAUCCUGUGGCUGAAGGGGGCUGCAGAGGCAAGUCUCUUGUGGGUGCCAACUUAGGGGGUGAGCAGGUGUUGAUGAUGGGAUCCCAGUGAGAAGAGGGGGCAACACUGACCAUUGGGUGCCGAGCACUGGCCUCUGGGUUGCCAUUGAUUAACCCAGAGACAGCCAUGAAGGGUGGAAUGGAAGGUCUUAACAAGAUUCCAGGCAGAGUGUUGUGAGUGUUGAUGGCAGCAGCUUUGAAGAUGAUUGCAUGCAUCCUCAUAAUCAUUUAUUAAAUGGACUGUAAUUUAUGAUUUUUCGAAAUCAUGUUACAAGAUAGACAUAUUCUACUUAGUUGUCAAGCUGUACAAGCACCUGCGAUGGGAUUUUCUCUAAAUUCAGUAGAUUAAAACAAAGAUGCUUUGUAUACAAGUAGAAUUAAACCUGAGAACCUGUAUAAAAAUUCAGUGAAGAUAUGCCAAGCUGGCUGCUUUCCUCUUUUCUUUCUACAAAACCCUGUUUUCUCCAGUGGCUAAGGCUUUUUUAUACAUUUUGAAGUGCACCAAAUUAAAGUAAGUUCAGUGGACAGUUGUUUUUAAUGGAGAACAUAUUUGAACAUGUGUUUCCAGUGUGUUGUGUUUUGUCAUGUACCUUCAUUUCUCUUCACUUGUAAUUAGAGUUCGCUUCGUGUUUUAAAUGAAAGGCCCAACAGGGGAGCAAUAAGCUGUGUAAUAAUGAGAAAUGCCUAAUCCCACAGGAAACCUGUUUGCCAAUUUUUCUCAAGCCAUCUCACAAAACUAAGAAUUGA
Messenger RNA from Orycteropus afer afer, 1438 nucleotides. It is a transcript of the gene RNF152, whose product is annotated as ring finger protein 152. Gene Ontology annotation, molecular function: ubiquitin protein ligase activity. Gene Ontology annotation, cellular component: lysosomal membrane; lysosome. Lineage: Eukaryota; Metazoa; Chordata; Mammalia; Tubulidentata; Orycteropodidae. The record is from RefSeq and is a predicted model, not a curated record. Gene Ontology annotation, biological process: apoptotic process; negative regulation of TORC1 signaling; positive regulation of autophagy.